AAUUCACCCCUUCGAAUUGCCAGUUGUCAGCUGUUAGUCAGUUUUUGACGGUCGUGUGUGAAAAUUAAUGCAAAAAAAUCCCCAAUAGAUAAACAAUAAAUCGGUGUGCGGAAAAAGGAAGCCCAGGAACAGUUAAAACUCGCGUCGUUUUGGUUCUUUUAGUUUUCCUUAACUCACUUUGCUUUGCGCUCUGUCAGGCAUUUCAGUUUUUGUGGUGGGCGCCCCCGAAAAUCAAGUGAUUAUUAAUCGGCAAUUUGCUAAUCAGGAAUAUGGAUAUUCUGAGGAAAAUGUUCAAGUCGGAGGCGGAAAAGGAGCCGGAUUCUUCGACUUCCGCUUCCAAUAAGGACGAAUUCCGGAAGCCGCAGUGGUUCGAGGAGGCCGAAACCGACGAUGAACUCUUCGACGACGAUCGCAAGUUCGCCUUCCAGGUCUUCACCAGUCCGCUGGAGAUGCAGAAGCACUUCGAGAGCCAGCUGCAGCGACUCCUCGAGUCCCUCAACGAUAGUGAAGAUGGCUUUGAGCGUGACUUGAAGGAAGACUUCUUGAAGCCGGGUUUCGAGAGCAAGAUUUUGAAGAGGUUUGAGCAGCAAAAGGACUUAUCCCUGGAUACUGACCUGGAUGGCGAGAUCUAUGCCGAUCAGUUGCACUCGCUUAUUCAGCGUUUGAAUCCGGAGGAGAAGGCUGAACCUGGCGACCUGGGAAUGGGCCCAAUUUUGCCAUCGAAUAAGCAUGGCUAUCGCAAGGGUUACGCUCGGGGUGCCAAGCUCACGGAUGAGGAGAUAAUCAUGGGUCGCAUCCAUGGAACCAUUUCCGCCGACGGGGAGAGUAAGUCGUGCGCUCGUCCGCCACGUCCGCCGAUGAACAACAAGCCGGACAUCAUGACGCCCAUGACUCCAAUGUUGCCGCGCAGUGGAAUGACUCCUUUCGGCGGGGUAUUCGAUGGCAACUAUCAGGGUCCCAAGCUAUUCAGCCAGAGCGUGAUGACAAAGACGGUGCGCAAACCGGAUGGCAGCUAUGAGACCACCAAGGUGACGCAGGAUUCCUCUGGUCACAAGACCACCACCGUGACCCGUAUGAUAGACGGGCGCAAGGAGACCAUUGUCACCCACGAUGGCGGAGAUGCUGCACCCAAAAUAAGGGGACAGCAGCAGCAGCAGCAGCAGCUGGAGAAGAAGGAGGUGGUGGCAAUGGCAGCCCAAGGCGAACGCAACAUAUUCGUGACAAAAGAAGGCUACGCCAUGCCACGUAACCUCUGGUGACCAGUGGUGAACAACUAUUGCCCCAAUCAAGACAAGCGAUCUCUGCUGCAGCAAGAAAAGAAAGCGAAACAACAGCAACAGUAUGAGGAUAAGCUAAAGCGAUUCGUUGGCAACAUAGUAGUCCCGCAUCCACACAACAUCCAAAUUAGAACCUACUACAUUUUAGUUUACAUUCUCCUUAGUGUUUGGUGUUUUAGAUGAAACGCACUUGAGACAACAGAUGACGACGAUUAUUGACCAUGAUUUUAUUGACCAGCGAUCUAUAUCCAAUGAUCGAUUCGGCCAUAUAUAUUAUGUGUGAGACAGGCGCCCUUAACCCGGUGGCGCCGCACUUUCUGUUCCCAGAUCCAGGGCUCUCCGCAGGCCAAGCUCGAACUCCCCAAUCGAUUGGAGAUAUGGAGAUAAUGGGGUUUGCAGACGGAUUAUCGGGAGAUGGCUCGUGUUGAGCGGUGCGAACGUGUGAUUUUCAGUUUUGGCAGCAGCUGCUGCAGCAGCAAAAGCAAUAGCAGCAGCAGGCUAGCUGGGUUGGAUCCGGAUUGAAUGCAAUCCCCUAAAGCGCUGGCAUCCAAAACACAACCAAGCAAACCAAGAAACAAUCGCCGAAACGGCGGCAGUUAUUGUAUUAUUGUAUUGAUUCUUCGUGGUACUAUCUGUGUCUCAAUGCUGCGAUUAUUCAGCAUCUAAAGUGCCCGUAGUGUUUUAGCAGCGAAAACAAAAAUAUAUAUGGAACCACUAUACAAUACAUUACCGCUUACCAGGCAAAAACCAAUCAAGUUUAUAAACUUAUAUCUACAAUUGCGUUAAUUUUGUUAGUUAUACUCUACAUUUUUAUACUUAAAACACACCCGCGUGGUGAAUUGAUCUACUUUCUGCUUGAGCAGUCCGAGUUCAACUCACAGUAUUUUCAAUUUUGAAUUACAAUUCGGUUUUUUUUUGUUUAUUAGUUUUACUAAUCUGUAAUGCUUAAGUUUAUUUUUAUCCGAUCUAACUUUCAAAGAGGACACAAUGCAUACACGCAUUAGUUAUCAUUCAAGAAACAUGCAAAUAAAUUGUGUUGUGCAAUAA
Messenger RNA from Drosophila elegans, 2324 nucleotides. RefSeq lists its product as uncharacterized. Gene Ontology annotation, cellular component: sarcoplasmic reticulum; clathrin-coated vesicle; apical plasma membrane. The transcript has 5 exons. Gene Ontology annotation, biological process: negative regulation of apoptotic process; regulation of actin filament polymerization. Lineage: Eukaryota; Metazoa; Arthropoda; Insecta; Diptera; Drosophilidae. The record is from RefSeq and is a predicted model, not a curated record. The coding region runs from base 270 to 1259 and encodes 329 amino acids.